AAGUCAAAAUUACGAACAAGCUGCUCCUCUGAAAUCCUGAAGGACUGAAGAAUUAGGGGUGUUUUCCUGCCACCUAUCUCUUGAGCUGUUUUUUAGAUAUGAAUGAUGGCGAAUCAGAAAUGUCGUAUUCUAUUACACGUCCGCCCCAGCCGCGCGGAUUGGAUCAGGUUGGAUCAAUGACAGAAUCGAUGCAUAGCCCAGGAGUAAGCCUGCUGCCAGAUGAUUCGCCUGAUCCAGAAUUUGUCCCAUCGAAACCGGACCCGCGGUACUACUGUACAAUAUGUAGAAGGGUGUUGAGGAGUCCUGUGCAGACAUUCUGUGGUCAUCGAUUUUGUCAGAGUUGCUUAGUGUCAAAGUUGGAAGAAGUGGAUCAAUUAAGAUGUCCGAUUGGCGAGGAAGACUGUGAGGUGCUGACCAUCAGGACUUCAGAUGUCGGUGGAAGACAUUUCAGUGAUGACUUUUCCAUGAGACGAGAUGUUUCCAACCUUGAGGUGAAAUGCCUUAACCAGAAGAAUGGCUGCAAGGAGCAGAUGAAGUAUAAAGAUUUAGCGACCCACAUGGAAUCUUGUAGGUAUACGCAAGUUCCCUGUCGUCAUAGACAUCUUGGAUGCCAGGUGAUCCUACCAAAAGCAGACUUGGAGAGGCAUGUCCAGCAGUGUGAAUACCGGCCGGAGCGAUGCCAAUAUUGUAAUGCAGACAUUGCAAGGAAAAAAAUGCAGCAUCAUGUUGAUGUAGAAUGUCCAAACAGAAGUCGCCCAUGUCGCUUUUGUGGUCAGGGUCCAUUCUCAGCAGAUGAGAUGCAAAGACAUUUUGUGCAGGAAUGCCCAAAUCGACCCAAGCCUUGUCCUUUUGAGCCUUUAGGAUGCGCUACAACUGUGCCGGAUGAGAGUAUGACUAAACAUGAGCAAGAUGGUGUCCUGGACCAUCUUCGCAUGGUGCCAAGGACAAUAAGUGGCUUGGAAGCCGAAAACAGACAACUGAGGGAAAAAAUGGAUCAACUUCGCAGUGAUCUUCUUGGGGCGCGUCUAGAAGCUGAAAGUAUGGCACAGAAAGUGAAGAAUGCCCAGAAACAGGUAGUGCGUUAUGGAGAACGCGUCAAUAAACUAGAGGAGAAGCUGACGGGUGGGUUUGUUGAUCAAGUGCACGCCCACGAGGAAAGAUUGAAGACGAUGGAGGGAUCUGGCCGAGUUGGUGGAAACAGAGGGGAAGAAAGUGACAGCCGAAGUACAGCGAUUCUUGAACUCCGCGUUAAUGAACUUGAUGACAGGUUGAAACAAUCCCAGAGCAUCAGUUACGACGGCACGUUAAUCUGGAAGAUCGAUGACUACAACAACCGAAAACAGGAAGCCAAGGAAGGAAGGAACUUGUCCUUGUACAGCCAGCCCUUCUAUACCAGUCGCUACGGAUACAAGAUGAGGGCGAGGGCGUACCUCAAUGGUGACGGUGCUGGCAAGCACAACAAUCUAUCCUUGUUCUUCGUGAUCAUGCGCGGAGAGUUUGAUGCACUUCUUGAAUGGCCAUUCAAACAGAAGGUGACCUUGAUGCUCUUGGACCAGAAGGAAAACGCGUUUCAUCUUUCUGACACAUUUCGACCAGAUGUCAAUAGCACCAGUUUUUCGAGGCCGACAACGGAUAUGAACAUCGCAUCUGGAUGCCCGAAGUUUGCUGCACACGAAGUAGUAGAGAGUGGUAAUGUUUAUCUCAGAGAUGACUGCAUAUUUGUGAAGGUGGUGGUGGACACUAGCUACCUGAAGCAACCCUAACUUUCAGUGGAGACAUGUGCCCAAUUUCCUACUGGUCUCUCAAAUGUAUGGGUUUGCCACUGUUACUGUUGUGUUCGAUACCUUGACGUGGUGUAACAGCUUGCGCACUUCAAUGACCCUGAUGGCAAUGCUGGCUGGAUCAUUUACUCUUGACAGGUCCAACCAUGCCAGAUUAGCUGAAGGUGAGAAGUCAGACUAAAAUUGGACUCUGGUGGGGGAGGGGAAGUUUUGGCAUGGAGCGGGCAUAUUUGUGAACAUUGACAUAUUGCUACAGAAACUUCAAAUCAGGGUUGGGACUGAUCAUUCAUGAUUUUUGCACUGUCGGCGACACACAAGGCCUUAUGGCAGUAACAAACAACACUCGGUAUUCAAACUCAUACAUUUGUGUUUAGAGACCAGUUGGAUAGUAAGCCCUUUGAUGUGCAUGAUGUUGUAACCGUCUCUCUUGUGAUAAGUGAGUCAUUUUUGUGUCCUGCAAUUUUCACUCUGCCUCCCACUUAUGGCGCUUUAUGACUCUGAAAUGAUCAGAGUUGUUCCAAUGACUCAGGCCGACAGUAGUUGUGCACUUUCGUUGCAGGCCUUGCUUCUCAAGGAUGUUUGUAUGAAAACUGUCAUUGUGUACUCAGAUUUCGGCAACACAUGGAGCACCUCUGAGUGUGUUCGUUCAUAACAGAGAUGUCUUGUUUCAGAGCGGCAGUGUCAACGUCUUUAUAAGAUCUUACUCGUACUCGCAAGGGCUUUGAUUUUGAAUGAUAUGACCAAAUGAUGAGUGGAUGAUCAGUUUCAGGUUUGUUUGAUGCUUCAAGGAAAUUCUCAUCACUCGGCACUGUGAGUUAAGACAAUGGGCACUGUCUCCGAGAGCACGAGAAAUGUCAGUUGUUCAUAAAAAGACGCACUGAUGACCAAGCUUGUAUAUUAUUUCAGAAAAUGUAAUGUAAUAAACCUGAAUAACAUGUCAUUGGACCCAUGUUCAAACUAGAGAUGAUUAGAUUAGAAAUGAUUAGAUUAUGGUUGUUUCCUUGACCAAAUUCCAUAUUUAAAAACAUAACAGAUGAUGAUCGAGUGAUGAACGAGCCAAGUGUUGCUAUGGUGUUAGUGCUGUCUGAUUCUUCUGAUCUAAUAUCAGUUCUUUGAAUGCUUGCUUAUUAUAGAUUGCUGGCAAAUAAUUAUUGAGUCGAACAAAGUAUGACCAAAAGAAGUGAAUGAAGAGUCAAGGUGUGUUGAUUCAUGUGACAGAAAACACAUCGCAGAACUCUGUUUUGUUUCACUUCAGAUUAGAUUUGGGCCAUCUUUAUUAUUGUGAUAGGAUUGGUAACUGCUAAGCUGAUAUACUUGCUAUCACCCUGGCCAGGGUUGUACAAAAGCACAAAAUUCUCUUAGUCCUAAAUGAUUACGUUUUAGUAUCCAUAACGCAGUUGUUUCUUUCAGUUAAUCCCAUUGAAACGACCCUGCCCAGAAAUGACAAACAUGUCCUGAUUCACUGAAAUGAAAUCAAGCAGACACUGAACAGAGGUGUUCAUACGUCUUUGAAUCAAUACGCUGAGAACGCUCCAUUCCUGCACGACAUAUUUCACAUGUUGUAAUUAGCAUUGUCUUUAUAUUUUACAUCCUGAUCAGGUGGUUCGUUUUCUCUUACUGAUUAGAUGAUUCAUUACGUACUUUGAAUUCAGAAAAUAUUCAUGUAGUAACUUUGAAAUCUUGUUUCAUACAUCCUGACGUCAUUGUAUAAUCCCAAAAUGUAUAAAUCGCUUGUGUAACGCAUAUCGAAUAGCCAGGAGUAAUAGGUCAGGUUUAUUCAGGUUCUAAUAUACAACAUAAAAAAUGCCGGGAAUUAUUAUUUAGUUGAUCAUAAAA
This is a messenger RNA of Lineus longissimus, 3617 nucleotides long. Its product is annotated as TNF receptor-associated factor 3-like. The record is from RefSeq and is a predicted model, not a curated record. NCBI's taxonomy places the organism in Eukaryota, Metazoa, Nemertea, Pilidiophora, Heteronemertea, Lineidae. Gene Ontology annotation, biological process: regulation of apoptotic process; signal transduction. The transcript has 11 exons. The coding region runs from base 99 to 1763 and encodes 554 amino acids. Gene Ontology annotation, molecular function: protein binding; zinc ion binding.